Magallana angulata is the source of this 2749-nucleotide messenger RNA. RefSeq lists its product as uncharacterized. The coding region runs from base 226 to 1323 and encodes 365 amino acids. NCBI's taxonomy places the organism in Eukaryota, Metazoa, Mollusca, Bivalvia, Ostreida, Ostreidae. The transcript is spliced from 4 exons. The record is from RefSeq and is a predicted model, not a curated record.
AUUAAGCCUUUCAAUGAUUCACUCCUAGGUAAUUCUGAAAAUUCCGAGACCUCAUACAGAGAUUUUUUCUACAUGUGUUUAUCAAAAUCUUUAUAUGUCCCAAAUCUACACUUACUUUUCAAUCCGUUAUUAGAUCUUUUAAACCCCUCGGAAAAGAACGGGAAAUUUGGAAUCUCAGGAUCUUGAACAUCACUCGAGUCUGUUCCUUAUAGAGGUUCCAGAAUAAUGUCAAGAAGGAUCAAAACUUCAUCGUCAAGUUCAGCUCGAAAGGAGCAAAUGAUGGCCAUUGAGAACGAUAUGUAUCCAGCAACAGAAACGAAAGUUAAUAAAGAUAGGAAAAGAAAUGUCGACGAAAACAUUCGAAUCGAGGUCCUAGAGGAAAAAAUAAAGAUUGAUUCCAAAAAUCAUGAAAAAGAAAAGAGAAAAAUCACGUCUGAAAAAGAUGAGGCAGUGAAGUCUCUGGAAGCUGAGAACGAACAUCUAAAGAUCGAAGUUGCAAACAAGAAAGACAAAAUAAAGCAGUUGGAUAUAGCUAAUGGUAAGAAGGAUUUUCUUCUAAAGGAAAAAAACAAGCAAGUUAAGGAAUUGCAACAGGAGAGAGAUGAACUUAAACAGCGAGCAGAUGAUCUACAGAGAGAGAUAUCUCGUCUUGAAGACACAAGAAGAGAAAUGUCAGAAAAGUUCCAAGAGACCACAAUAACUGUUGAGAAGCAGCAGGAGGAAAUAACGAUAAUGAAAGUAAAAAUUGAUGAUCUAAAAGAAAAGCUUGCAUUAGUACAAGCAGAGAGGGAUGCAAGGGACGCACGGGAAGAACAGUUAUUAUCUCAGAUGAAGUCGAUGGAAACUAAAAUGGAAGAGAUAAACAGAAAUGCUAAAGCCCGAGAGAAGGAACAAGAACGGAGAAUGGACGAAAGGGAGAAAAAGCGAGACGAAGAAGCAAAGCGGCGCGAGAGAUUACUGAAUGAAGAAUGGGAACGAAGAGAAGCCAAACGAGAGGAAGAUGCCAGAAGGAACAACCAAAGAAUGUAUGAUCAACUCGAUAGAGUUCUUUGCGAAGUCUUAAAUAGUAAGACAGAGCUCCGAAGAGAAAUAAGAGAACAUUCAAAGCCCAAAAAUGACGGUUUUUUCAUUACCGAAUCUAAAAAUCUACAGGUUCAGAGCGGUAAUCAUUACUACAUGGGGCCGACAUCACCAUCAAGAAAAAAAACCGAGACUUUGUCCAGAGGAAAGGUGCAGCCUCAGACCAGAUUCUCUUUCCCAUCCGGUAUUGGUGUUUCUCUACCCAGAAGUGGGAUUAACAACAAAAUGCCCAACUACAAAUAAAGAAAAUGUCGCCAACAGGGAGUUGAUUUCAUAUUUUUAUUGGUCAUGCUGUAAAGAAAAGACAUGUAACAGGAAGGAAAACUUUCCAGAUUUUUAGUCGUGAGAGUUUUGCUUAUCUGUUUAUAAGUCAUGAUCUACGAAAGCAGUUUUGAUACUAAUAUUCAUAGAAAUGAGUUUUGAAAGGGUUCUGCAGUUUUCUGAGUCUUUUAAUGAAUGUCCAUUUUUUUAUUGAUUUGUUUAAAAGACUGCUAGUAUAUUCAUGUUUUUAUUAAAUUGAUCAAUGAAACGUUUACAGUUAUUUGAAAGCAUUUUCUUAAAGUGUUGUCAUUCCGAAUUUGUGUAAUAAGAUUAUGCUUAUUGUCGUGUUAAUUUGAAAGUGCAUGGUUUUGUUACAUUUUAUAAAAUAAUUGGCAGUUCGAAACUUUGUGUUUUUUAAACUGCUUAUUGCAUUGUGAUAAGGCAAAUCCUCUAGUUAAUGUAAAUUCUAGAUAUAAUGAUUAUCACAUUUGAUUUCAUAGUUUUAUGUGUGUGUUGUUUUAAGCUUUCGUUGGCAUUUUAGCCACAGAUUUUUGUUUUGUAUUGAGUGUUAUCAUUUUUCUUUAUCAGAAAUAUUGUCUGAUUACUUUUGUUAUUUAUUCAUGUUGAAAUUUAAAAUAUACGUCUUUUUUUAAACGUGUGUCGGUUGUUUCGUUUUCGAUACUCGGAAAUCCCCUGAACUACCCACGUUCUGAGUAUUCUAUAAGGCUUUUGUUAGUUUGCGUGAAUUUACAGUCAAGAUCGUUACUUGGCUUACAUUAUCAUUCUUGAACAUUACUUACCGUAAUACGAUGGCAGGUUUUUAACAUGUACUAUCAUUGUGUAAUAAUUAUGUUUAACAAAAAAUAGCAUAAACAUGGCCUUACAGGGGUAGAAAAUGCUGUAAACUAUUUCGAUUUUUUUUUUUCAUUUUCAUUUUAAAUCAACUGAUUAAAACGGACUAAAUGCAAAUAAGUCCUUUCUUAUUUGUUUUGUUUCGAUUAGAUUAAUUUUUAUGCGAGAAGUUAUUAAUUAAAACAAAUAUAAAUCACUAACUAUAAAAGUAAAAGUUUGUCCACUAGAAUAUUAAAGAUUUCAAGUUACUUUUUGAUAGAUGUGCAGAUCUUAAAGCAAUUGCAAAAUAAGCUAAAAGCAGAGGGUAGAAGAAUAGUCUUAUGUUCUGCGAUAUCAACUUGCUUUGGGCUACAGAUCUAGAAUUUUUGGUUUAUUUGUUUUCAUUUAUUGUUUUCUAUUUUUUGCUUUGUUAUAUGUUAGUUUUGUGUUUGGUUAUUUGCUUUGUUUGCUAUGUUUAGAGUUUUAUUGUGUGUGUGUGUGUGUAUGUGUGUGUGUGGGUGUGGUUUUUUUAAUUUAGUUUUUAUUUUCUUUUGUUGUUGUUGUUGUUUUUUAUGAU